This is a messenger RNA of Rosa rugosa (rugosa rose), 4347 nucleotides long. RefSeq names its product putative pentatricopeptide repeat-containing protein At1g69350, mitochondrial. Bases 107 to 2545 code for a protein of 812 amino acids. Gene Ontology annotation, biological process: RNA modification. Gene Ontology annotation, molecular function: protein binding; RNA binding. The transcript is spliced from 3 exons. NCBI's taxonomy places the organism in Eukaryota, Viridiplantae, Streptophyta, Magnoliopsida, Rosales, Rosaceae. The record is from RefSeq and is a predicted model, not a curated record.
AUGCGUAAAACCACUAACAUCUUCUUCCUUCCGAAUUCUCAGCUCUACAGAAUCCAGUCCUCCCGGCUCCCACUCAACACUAUCCUAAGGGCGUUGCUCUGUUUCUAUGUUAAACCACCACCGCAAUGCCCUCAGACACUUCCACCCGCCGCCGCUAUUCUCAAUCUCCUCCCUCUCUCUUUCCACCACCACCACCACAAAACCAACCCCAACUCACCCUCACUCCAAUCUCCUCACACUCACCUCCAACGCCCAAACCCUCCACCAAACCAAGCAGCUCCACGCUCUCUCUCUCCUCCACGCCCUACUCCCCCACAGCGUCUCCCUCUGCGCCUCCCUCAUGCUCACCUACGCCACCUUCGACUCCCCCGACGCCUCUCGCCGCCUCUUUAAUCAAACCGUUAAGUAUUGCCGCACCGCUUUCUUGUGGAACACGCUCAUAAGAGCCUGCUCCAUUGCUCAGGUGGACGAUCGGUUUCGGACUUACAAUCAAAUGGUUCGGAGCGGCGUGCAGCUCGAUGAUCACAGCUUUCCUUUUGUCAUCAAGGCCUGUUCGGACUCUGUGGAGGUGAAGAAGGGGAUGGAGGUUCAUGGGGUGGUGGUUAAACUAGGGUUUGAUUCGGAUGUUUACGUGGGGAACACGCUUCUUUCGUUUUAUGGUAAUUGUGGGAAACUAAGGGAUGCACGGAAGGUGUUUGAUGAAAUGAUUGAGAGAGAUGCUGUGUCGUGGAAUACGAUUAUUGGGGUGUUUUCGGUGAAUGCGGUUUAUGUUGAGGCACUGCAUUGUUAUAGGGAGAUGAAUUUGGGAAUUGGGUGUAGGCCGAAUGUUGUGAGUGUUAUUAGUGCAUUGCCGGUUUGCGCAGAGCUUGCGGAUGAGCUGAUGGCGGUUCAGAUACAUUGCUAUGUUGUGAAGUCUGGUUUGGGUACGCAGGUGACUAUUGGGAAUGCAUUGGUUGAUGUGUAUGGGAAGUGUUGGAAUGUGAAGGGGUCGAAACAGGUUUUUGAUGAGAUGAGUCAGCGGAAUGAGGUUUCUUGGAAUGCAGCUAUUACUAGUCUUUCUUAUGUGGGGAAUAACAUGGAAGCAUUGGAUACAUUUAGGUUGAUGAUUGAUGAAGGGGUUAAACCAAACUCUGUCACCAUUUCCAGCAUGUUACCAGUUUUGGUUGAACUAGAAUUAUUUGGGUUUGGUAAAGAACUCCAUGGUUUCUGUAUAAGAAUGGGUAUUGAAUCAGACGUUUUUAUUGCCAACUCAUUAAUUGAUAUGUAUGCAAAAUCAGGCCAUUCACAUGAGGCGUCCAAUGUGUUCCGAGAGAUGGAUGAAAGGAAUAUUGUUUCUUGGAAUGCCAUGAUUGCUAAUUUUGCUCAAAACAGGCUUGAGUUGGAAGCAAUUGGACUUGUGAGACGAAUGCAAGCUCAUGGUGAAGUUCCCAAUUCUGUCACCAUCACAAAUCUUCUUCCAGCUUGUGCACGGCUGGGUUCCCUUUGCCUUGGGAAAGAAAUUCAUGCAAGGACAAUUCGCAUGGGAUCUGCCUCUGAUUUGUUUGUCUCUAAUGCUCUCACAGACAUGUACGCAAAAUGUGGCUGGCUAGAUGUUGCUCGAAAUAUCUUUAACAUAUCCCUUAGGGACGAGGUGUCCUACAACACACUGAUAAUAGGUUAUUCUCAGACCACAGAUUGCUCUGAAUCUCUAAGUUUGUUUUCUGAAAUGAAGCUGGUGGGCAUGAUGCAUGACAUUGUAUCAUUUGUGGGAGUUAUAUCAGCUUGCGCAAAUCUAACUGCAGUCAAGCAAGGCAAAGAGAUUCAUGGAUCUGUAAUAAGAAAGCUUUUUGACUCUCAUCUCUUUGUUGCAAACUCACUUUUGGAUUUCUAUACCAAAUCUGGCCGAAUUGAUCUUGCUACUAAGGUCUUUGACCGCAUUUCCAACAAGGAUGUAGCCUCUUGGAAUACUAUGAUUUUGGGAUACGGAAUGCUAGGUGAGCUGGACACUGCAAUCAGUUUCUUUGAAGCAAUGAGGGAAGAUGGUGUAGAAUAUGAUUCAGUUUCAUACAUUGCAGUUUUGUCAUCUUGUAGUCAUGGGGGGUUAGUUGAGAAGGGCAAAAGAUACUUUGAGGCGAUGCUGGCACGAAAUAUUGAGCCUACACAGAAGCACUAUGCGUGCAUGGUUGAUCUCCUUGGCCGGGCUGGCCUCAUGGAAGAAGCAGUAGAACUUAUUAAAGGCAUGCCAAUUGUACCAGAUGCCAACAUUUGGGGUUCUUUACUUGGGGCAUGUCGAAUCCAUGGGAACAUAGAGUUGGCGAGUUGGGCAGCGGAGUAUCUAUUUAAGCUAAAACCUGACCAUUGUGGGUACUAUAUACUGCUUUCUAACAUGUAUGCAGAAGCAGGUAGAUGGGAAGAUGUAAAGAGGGUGAGGGAAAUGAUGAAAUCAAGGGGAUUGAAGAAAAAUCCUGCCUACAGUUGGGUUCAGAUUCGAGGCGAGGUGCAUGCUUUUGGAGUUGGAGAGAGACUGGAGAGACUGAGUUCAGAUUGCUGGCUGGUAGAGUCCUAAUACAUUUGAUACUGGAAUUAAGAUUUGCGAGAUACUGUUGAGAUUUUGAGAAGAUCAAUUUGGAACAUUCAAAAAAAAGGAGUUGAAUUCUUCUAAUGGCUAUCAGUGAAGUCGAAUGGCUACAGAUGGUUAAUUGAGCACCCAUAAGCAGGUUCAAGGCUUCGUCUCCAAGGUGGCUAAUGCAAUAGGUUUGGGAGACUAGCACUGCAUUUCAUGUCAUCAUGUGAAGUAAGCAUGUAUAGUAUAAAACUAUGAACUUUAUUUCAGAUCGUCAAAUGUUGCAUGCCAUCUUCUCUUCUUUACAGAUGGGGUUGCCAUAUUUUUCUUUUAGUUUCAUCUUCCUGCUGCAGGACAUCCAAGCUUCUUAGCACAAUGCAGUUGGAGCCAAUUCAUCAGCUAACUAGAUAGUGGCAAUUGUGAUGUUCUCAUGGUAAUUCAUUUAAUGUUGUUUUAUUAUGUUAUUUAUUUAUUUAUUUUAGAAGGCCUUUUUAAAUGAGGGAUGAACCUAAGAACAUAAGAUGAAAUGAUAUCUUACAAUAAUCGGUAAAUUAAUUUAGUGAUAGAAAAGAGACAUUAAUUUGCUGGUAUGCGAUAUGUUAUGUCAUUAAAAAAAUUAAUAAAUGACAAUAAUUAUAGUAAAAUCCAAUUAAUAAUUAUUAUACGGGCAAGAAUACACAAUAAUCCGUCGAAUUUGUAAAAAAAGUUAUGACUGAAUCACGAUUCUUUUAUUUUUAGAGUAAAAGAAGAGUAAGAAUGACACAGUUGUCGCUCGUAUUUUCCAAUGGCCCCAACACUUGGCGCCCAAAUGAAGAAUUUCCCGCCCUAUUCGUCUGCAUGCUUGUUUGACAACCAAUAUAAAUAGUGGCAAUUAGGGACAGAGAGAGAGUCCGUCCUGUCAUUAGGAAAGAAAUGGGAAUUAUGAAAAGUGGGAUCUGCAGCAGCUGAUGCAGCCGCCCUCUUGGCACCAAAGGUGCCAAGAGGACCAAACCACUCCUCUUCCUCAGGAUAUUCAUCGUGAAGGAGAAUCCCAAAAGGCAGCAGCAGCAGAAGCAGCCAAUCUCUUGGAGACCACAGGCCCAGUGGGAUCAAACCAAGUGGUACUUUGAAGAUUUGUUUAGAACUUAGAGAGGAAGAGAAUGAACUGAAAAUAGCUGGAUUAUCAAUUGUUGAAGCUGAGGAAAAUGAGGAUGCAAAGUUUGCAAGACUAUUGAAAGAAGAACACUGGAAGUCAAUGAAAAAAAAAAAAGAAGUCGGGUUCGUUAUGCUUCAUUAUCGGUAUCUCCACAUCUCAGAAUCAAGGAGUUCGUCUUCUUGCUAUCUGGGCGCUUUCAAACUCAACCAUCCCGAGGCAUUGGUGUUUAUCAACAACUGCAAUGUAAUCAAUCUCAAGGGCUGUGAUGGAGAAAUGCAGAGAUGCCGAUGAUUGCAUCUCAACUACUGAUGCUGCUGAAUCAGCCGCAUCACUUGACGAGAAGGUGAAGAAUGAUUUGCCACUUCCAGGGCAAGUAGAUUUCAUUAAUGGAGGGCAUCCCCAACAUUUUUGUUUAUGUAAUGAAUAGAUUCAACACCAGCACUUGCAUUGAGUUCAGUAUAAAAUGAUUGUGGCAUUCUUAUCGAGGUAGGGUAUUUGAACUUGGACCUCUACCACCAUUCUAUUGGAGAGUAACGCCUUACAGUGGUAAAGCAUUUCUCUCCAAUAGAAUGCUAGUAGCGGUCAAGUGUUUCCCACUUCGAAAUUCACAAGUGUUUGUAUACAUUUCCAUACCUUUAGUUAAUCUAUAAACCAAAUUAAGGCUUCAAUA